ACAUUUUAACUGAACCUGCUUUUGAGCACCACUGCUCUAGAGAAGGUACAAAAGUCCCAAUUCUCCCUCGGAUCAAUUGGUUUAAAAUAUGCUGAAAUGUUUAGAAACAUGUUUCCUUCCUCAGCUUCCACAUACUGCACUUCACAGUGAGCGUACUUUUUUGUUAUAAAUCUAUUUUCCAUGAUAAGUUUGUCACCUGUUGCUCUUAUGUGUCUCUGUCCUGGUUUGACCCUCAGUGUGUCCACUGCGCGCCUGACGGAGGUGACAUCUGUGGCAUAUCUCUCCUCCCAUUCUGCCUCACUUGUUCUCCUCUGUGUGUCAUCCACACCCUGGGUGAAAGCCUCGACUACCUCCUCCUCCAGUAAAAACACCCCCCACGUCCUUCCCUCCAACGGCCCUCCUCUCCGGUGGUCCUUGCACUUUCACACUCAGCAUCAGUCACUCUCCCUUCUUCAACACCGGACGACAGUCAUAGGAGCGACAGAGGAACAUGUUGCUGCACAAACUGUUUGUUUGGAUCCUCUCAGUCGUCUGUGGCACCGAGGUGGGUUUGGGAUUCGUUUACGAUCGUCCCAGACGCUCCAGAGAAGACGGGACCUCGGCCAGGACCGAGUCUCGUCCUGUGUACGUUCCGACCUCCGGCUCCUGCAGGAACAGGUGUUUCGAGCUGGUCGAGCUUGACCCACCCAACUGUCGCUGUGACAACCUCUGUAAGACCUACAACAGCUGCUGCUCUGACUUUGACCAACUCUGCCUCAGGACAGAGGGGGGAUACGAGUGUCGUAAGGAUCGAUGUGGGGAGACUCGAAAUGAGCAGCACGCCUGUCACUGCUCUGAUGACUGUCUGGCCAGAGGAGACUGUUGUACCAACUACAGGUCACUGUGUAAAGGGGACACUUCAUGGCUGCAGGACGAGUGUGACGAGAUCAAGACUUCUGAAUGUCCAGCUGGGUUUGUGCGUCCACCGCUCAUCAUCCUGUCCGUGGAUGGAUUCAGAGCAUCUUACGUGAAGAGAGGAAACACCGUCAUACCCAACAUCGACAAACUCAGAACGUGUGGAACCCAUGCUCCAUACAUGAGACCUGUCUAUCCGUCCAAAACCUUUCCCAACCUCUACUCCCUGGCUACGGGCCUCUAUCCAGAGUCUCAUGGUAUCAUUGGCAACUCCAUGUAUGACCCAGUGUUUGACGCCACCUUCACCCUGAGGAGCCGAGAGAAACUCAAUCAUCGCUGGUGGGGAGGACAGCCGAUCUGGAUCACGGCACUCAAACAGGGACUGAAGGCUGCCACUUUCUUCUGGCCUGUUGGCAUCUCAUUAGAGAGGAGGAUACUCACCAUGUUGCAGUGGCUGCACCUUCCUGAAGGUGAAAGGCCCUAUGUUUACGCCAUGCACUCUGAACAGCCGGACACAUUCGGACACAAAAUGGGCCCCAUGAGCGCAGACCUGAACAGUCCUCUGAGGUUCAUUGACAGAAUCGUUGGUCAGCUCAUGGACGGACUGAAGCAGAUGAAACUGCACCGCUGUGUCAACAUCAUCCUGGUGGGCGAUCAUGGUAUGGAGGAGGCUCACUGUGAUCGCACCGAGUUCCUCAGUAACUACCUGAACAACGUUGACGACAUCAUCCUCGUCCCCGGCUCCCUCGGCAGAAUUCGCUCCAGAAACCCCAACAACCCUAAAUAUGACCCCAAGGCUGUCGUUGCAAACUUAACAUGUAAGAAAGCAGACCAGCACUUUAAGCCGUACUUGAAGCAGCACCUUCCCAAGAGAUUGCACUACGCUCACAAUCGACGCAUUGAAGAUAUUCAUUUGCUGGUGGAGAGGAAGUGGCACAUCGCCAGGAAAGUUCCUGAAGGGAAGAGACACUGUGGCUUCGCUGGUGACCAUGGAUAUGACAAUAAGAUCAACAGCAUGCAGACCAUUUUCUUGGGAUAUGGACCCAUGUUCAGAUUCAAGACUAAAGUUCCAGCCUUUGAAAACGUUGAGCUGUAUAAUGUCAUGUGUGAUCUGCUGGGAUUGAAACCAGCACCCAAUAACGGGACCCAUGGCAGUCUGAACCACCUGCUGAGGAGUCCCGUCUACAGACCCGCCAUGCCAGAGGAGGUUUCCAGACCACUAGUCACUGAUCUUGUUCCUGCGGGAGCAGAUGACCUGGGCUGCAACUGUGAUGACAAGAACAAAGUGGAGGAGCUAAACCAGCGACUGAGGCAAGCUAUUGAUGACAACAGGAACCUGCCGUACGGUCGACCCGCUGUGCUCUUCCGUACCAAAUACUCCAUCCUCCACCACAGCGACUACAUCAGCGGCUACAGUGAAUCUCUGUCUAUGCCCCUGUGGACGUCGUUCACUAUCAGCAGACAGGUGGAGUCGUCUCCUCUGCCAGACGCUCUGUCCAACUGUGUGAAGCCUGACAGCAGAGUUCCUCCAGCCUACAGUCAGUCGUGCACCAACUACAGAGCAAACAAACACAUCAGCUACGUCUUCCUGUUCCCACCACAAUUAUCCUCAACAAUAGAUAAAAAAUAUGAUGCUGUUCUCAUCACCAACACAGUCCCCAUGUAUCCUGCUUUCAAGAGAAUAUGGAGCUACUUCCAGCGAGCGCUGGUGAAGAAAUACGCCACCGAGAGGAACGGCGUGAACGUACUCAUCGGGCCCAUAUUUGACUACAACCAUGACGGCGUCAGAGACUCAGCAGAGAAAAUUAAAGAGUACAUAAGUGGAACGAUUCCCAUCCCCACUCACUAUUUUGUGGUGCUGACCAGCUGCUUGGACUUCACGCAGGCGGCGGACUCGUGCAGCGGCCCGCUCAGCAGCGCCGCGUUCAUCCUGCCGCACCGAGCCAGCAACGACGAAACCUGCAAUAGCUCAGAGGAGGAGGCCCGCUGGGUGGAGGACCUGAUGAAGAUGCACACAGCUCGGGUCAGAGAUGUGGAGAUCCUGACGGGCCUGGACCUUUACCGCAGAACCACCCGCAGCUACGCCGAAAUCCUCUCGCUCAAGACCUACAUGCACACGUACGAGAGCGAGAUCUGACUCUCCCCGUGUCGCCGAGCUUCUUCAACCUGUGGUGGAUGUUAUGUGGUAUGAGCAUGAGAGAUGUGAGCAGACGUCUCUGUUACACUGACUUACGCUAGCUUUGGCCUCCAGGUGGCACUGUGGCUGCCACCUGCAGUAUGUUGUCGUACCCCUUUGCUGAGCGUUUUUGGUUUAGUCUCAUUCAUUUAAAGACACAGCUUUAACACUACUGAGCACCAACGCUGAGGUACCGCCCACUAUAGUUUAACACAUUUCCUCCUCGCGCUGUUAUUGGUUCAUGCUCGUCAUUUUAGGCACCAGUGUGUGGGAUUUAGUGGCAUCUAAUGGUGAUGUUGCAUAUGGCAACAAGAGACUAUGGUGGCCUUGAAAAAGCCUCGUCUAGAGCCACUGGGCUACUGUACAAACAUGAUGGACUAAUGUAAUAUUAAGGGGCUGAUUCCAAGGAAAUAACGCAUUAAAGCAGAACUUUGCAGCAGAA
Molecule: messenger RNA, 3512 nt
Organism: Solea senegalensis (Senegalese sole)
Lineage: Eukaryota; Metazoa; Chordata; Actinopteri; Pleuronectiformes; Soleidae
Gene: enpp2
Product: ectonucleotide pyrophosphatase/phosphodiesterase 2
Exons: 25
Coding region: 491-3031 (846 amino acids)
Biological process (GO): immune response; phosphatidylcholine catabolic process
Molecular function (GO): zinc ion binding; nucleic acid binding; alkylglycerophosphoethanolamine phosphodiesterase activity
Source: RefSeq, a predicted model, not a curated record